Molecule: messenger RNA, 1302 nt
Organism: Mucor velutinosus
Lineage: Eukaryota; Fungi; Mucoromycota; Mucoromycetes; Mucorales; Mucoraceae
Product: phosphatidylinositol-4- kinase
Exons: 1
Coding region: 1-1302 (433 amino acids)
Molecular function (GO): nucleic acid binding; zinc ion binding
Source: RefSeq, a predicted model, not a curated record
AUGGUUGGCAAGAAUCAUAAGGUCAUUGAAAUCAACUUCCCAAGCCAGGAAGAUUGCGAGGAGGCUCUGAACAAGGAACUCGUCUUACAAGGGAAGGUAAUCAAGGUGAACAAGGCUUUGGACAAAAAUGCCAACGUCCUCAGAGUAGGUGUCUCUGAGCUUCCUCACAAAACUGAAGAAGUUUUGAAGCCUUUGAUGGUGGAGACCUUCCAAAAAUAUGGGGACAUUCUCAAUCUUGGUCUUAGCUAUACCAAGGAUGGUAAUUGGUUUACUGGUCGCGGUUUUGUCACUCUAAAUAGGGACAAAUUAAAGAGUUAUGCAGCUGAACUUACCCCUCAGAUCCAGUUUGGGAAUUUCAAGGAGAAGCCACAUUUGGUUUGGAGUAACAUGAACCCAAUUUGUCAAGACUGUCACACUGAUGAUCAUAUCAAAGCUGAUUGUCCUCGAACAAAGAGGAAAGCAUGUUUCCGAUGCGGAAGCUUGGAACAUCUCAUCGCCGGGUGCCCAUUAGCCUCAUGGAAUAGAGUGAAGAAAACUAAUGAUCACAACAAACAAGGUCAACAUCGCCAGCAAGAGAAUGUUGCCCAACCUAAGCCUAUAGGUAGAAAGGUUGACCUUUUAGAUCUAAUGAAUGUGGACCCUCCUAAGUACCUCAACCACAAGAAGGGGAAAAGGAAGGCUACAUCCCUUUCGUCGAAAUCCCCAAGCGAUGAUGAGGCACUUUCCAAGGGGGAAGUAUCUUCAGCAGACGAGCCAGAGUCUGAUUCCGACGCUGAAAACGCCCAAGGACAUUCAACCAACUUGAACGACAGCAAGGAUAUGCAAAUGGAAGAAGUUUUUGAUAACAGGGGCCAGGAGGAGAUGAAUGAAUCUCAAGUUGGUGCAUCUCAGGAAGGUGACUCCCAUGAUGGUGAAUCUCAGGUUGCUGAAUUCAAGGGUCGGAAAUCUCAGGCCGGUAGCCUCUCACAAGAGGAUGCUCCCAAUGGACAUCUCGAGGAGGAGGACAAUAAUUCCUUUGGUGAUGAGGAGUAUGUCAAGUCUACCAGCGAGGAAGAUAGCGAUGGGGAAUCUCCUAAGGUUGUUCAGAACAAUGUAAGUAAAUAUAAUUUACGACACUCUGGGCACAAGAAGAGUGUAGAUGAACCUACUGAGGAACAUCCCAAGCGAUCUAUUGAUGAACUGGCUUCUACCCCUCUAGUAGAGGACAGCGAAGGUCCUAGAAAAAAGCAGAUUAAACAGCAAGAGACUAAUGCCAGAGAUGAAAUGGUCUUGGAUGGACCACCAACUACAAACACAUUAUAA